Zingiber officinale is the source of this 899-nucleotide messenger RNA. Its product is annotated as cysteine and histidine-rich domain-containing protein RAR1. Lineage: Eukaryota; Viridiplantae; Streptophyta; Magnoliopsida; Zingiberales; Zingiberaceae. The transcript has 6 exons. The record is from RefSeq and is a predicted model, not a curated record. Gene Ontology annotation, cellular component: nucleus; cytoplasm. Gene Ontology annotation, molecular function: Hsp90 protein binding. The coding region runs from base 53 to 706 and encodes 217 amino acids. Gene Ontology annotation, biological process: defense response to bacterium; defense response to fungus.
CUUCCGCAAGCAAAUCAUUUUUCUGGAUAAUUCGGAGCGGCUCGCUUCGGCAAUGGCGGCGACCGACGGCGUCCCCGUUCGAUGCCAAAGGAUCGGGUGUGAUACCAUGUUCACCGAGCAAGACAACGUCGAUGGAUCCUGCCGAUACCAUGAUUCUGGGCCAAUAUUCCAUGAUGGAAUGAAAGAAUGGAGUUGCUGCAAGCAAAAAAGUCAUGAUUUUAGCUUAUUUUUGGCAAUUCCAGGCUGUAAGACAGGUAAACAUACAACUGAGAAACCAGCUACCAAGAUUGUCUCUACAAACACUCGAAAACCUGCCCCGGUUCAAUCUUCCACACAAAAGAAAAGUGAAGAAUCUUGUUCAAGGUGCCGUCAAGGUUUCUUCUGCUCUGAUCACGGUUCACAAGGGAGGCCUUCAAAGGCAGCCGUUGUGCCUGGUGAUACUGACAACCAGGUGGAAAACAGCCCCGCUCCGGUUAAGAAAAAGAUUGGUAUCAAUGAACCCCAGACUUGCAGAAACAAGGGAUGUGGCAAAACCUUCAAGGAGAAGGAGAACCAUGAAACAGCAUGUGAAUAUCAUCCAGGUCCAGCGGUUUUCCAUGACCGUCUGAGAGGGUGGAAAUGUUGCGACGUCCAUGUGAAAGAAUUCGAUGAGUUCCUGAGCAUACCUCCAUGCGCUAAAGGUUGGCACAAUGCCGAUGCUGCAUGACAGUACUAGAGAAACCUAGCCACCAUCCACCUCCAUAGUAUCGCACUAAAUUCUUGUAUUCUGCUAUAACAAUCUCUAGCUACUAUCUUAGCUGAUGAAUUGCUGUUGUUUCUAAUUGCACAUUUGCUUCAGAUGGCUUUUCCAUGAACAUGUUCUGCUGAAACCAAUAUAUCAUUCAAGUGAGGAUUUGUCU